Linum tenue is the source of this 1530-nucleotide messenger RNA. The record is from the annotation of a GenBank genome assembly. Lineage: Eukaryota; Viridiplantae; Streptophyta; Magnoliopsida; Malpighiales; Linaceae.
UUUGGAUAUUUUCGAAAAAGUCAUCCCUUAUCUGGGGAAUGAAUGAAAAGAUCCGAUUCAAAUUAAACAUACGACAGACACGAACGAAACAAUCUCAGUCCUUGGUUGUACACUCAACGCUCUCCCUUCCCAUCUACCUCUCUAUCUAACCCACACGAUCAACCGAACUCAGACUCCCUGCACUGCAAAAUGGACAGAAGGGUAGCUGGGAGAAACCCACACGCAUCGACCGCCGAUCUCCUCACCUGGUCGGAGGUUCCUCACUCCGAUCCCCCGGCGACCACUCCCUCCGCUACCCGCUCCUCCCACCAGCCGUCGGAUAAAAUCAGCAAGGUGGUGUUCGGAGGUCAGGUCACCGACGAGGAAGCUCAGUCUCUCUCCAGCACGAAGCCAUGUUCAGGGUAUAAGCUUAAGGAGAUGACUGGAAGUCGCAUUUUUGGAGCUGAAGGUACAGCUGAUGAUGCGUCUGAAACAAAUCCUGCUAACCCUAAUGGUAGAACCACAGUUCGUAUUGUUCAGCAGCAAGCCGCGAAUGGGAUUAGCCAAAUCUCGUUCAGCACGGAGGAGACGGUCUCUCCCAAGAAGCCUAAUUCUAUAGCUGAAGUGGCUAAGCAACGCGAGCUGAGUGGAACUCUACAAACUGAUUCCGAUUCGAAGAACAAGAAGCAGAUAUCGAAUGCGAAAAUCAAGGAGAUCAGUGGACAUGAUAUCUUUGCCCCUCCGCAAGAACCAGCUCCUCGAUCUGUGCACGUUGCACGCUCACUGGAAUCCAGGGAGAACAGCAAGGACAGUGGUGAACCUGCUCCACGGAGCAUUCGUACUUCUGUCAAAGUGUCGAAUCCUGCUGGUGGCCAGAGCAAUAUCCUAUUUGGUGACGACUCAGUGGUGAAGACAGCAAAGAAGAUACACAACCAGAAGUUUCAGGAGCUAACAGGAAACAACAUAUUCAAGGGAGAUGUUCCACCUGGAUCAGCUGAGAAGACACUAAGCACAGCCAAACUUAGAGAGAUCAGCGGCAACAACAUCUUUGCUGAUGGAAAGUCAGAAUCCAGGGACUACUUUGGUGGCGUUCGCAAACCCCCAGGCGGAGAGAGCAGCAUUUCACUCAUAUAGACCGCUGCUAAAUGUUCCAUUCCAUCACCAGUUACUACUCUGAUGAAGAUCAAAUGUCACGCACCUGCACCUGGAGCUCCAGACCCAGAAUAUGCUCUUAGCUUAGUUUAGUUUCUGGGAUUCCAUGGUCUAUGGUGUCGCUUUCACUUUCCACUUUUUUGCCCUUAUUCACCAUCUUAACUUAACUAUGUAUGGCAUAAAGUGUUGGAUUUCACAGGCUUGUGGAGUUAUCUAUGUAGUACUACUCCGCAGAGGGCAAAACUUGAGACGGUUUGUAUUUCGCUUAAGGGCUAUCCUUAACAAUGUAGGGUUGUUUUUUUGGUAGCCUGAUGAAUGAAGGAGUAUUCUUCAUCUGAGGAAGUAGGAACAGCCCCUGAAAUAAAAGAACAUCAGAAAAGUUGGCUUCUGAUAUAAGCU